Messenger RNA from Penicillium nucicola, 942 nucleotides. Its product is annotated as DUF3431 domain-containing protein. NCBI's taxonomy places the organism in Eukaryota, Fungi, Ascomycota, Eurotiomycetes, Eurotiales, Aspergillaceae. The record is from RefSeq and is a predicted model, not a curated record. The transcript has 3 exons. The coding region runs from base 1 to 942 and encodes 313 amino acids.
AUGGCGCUGAUCACCUUUCUGGCAGUUCGCUACUAUACGCCAGGUCGGACGGAGAGGGUGACCAAGGCAGUGAUGCUCCAAGCUGCGCAGUUUCAAGCCGACAGUCUUGAAUUCGAAGGCACGUCGGAAGAACAGAAUGUCGAAAUUCUCCCGAGCAAACUUACAGAAGCCACCACGGAUGAUGCAGAAGAUGAACAAUCCACGGAUGAGGUUGAAGAAACCACAUUCUAUCAGGAGCCUGAUAGCCCAAUAGAGCAAUACGUGCCAUUGCAUCAAAGUGCUGAGGAUGUGACCAUCGUGGCUGCGGCGGCGGGAUCUGAGAACACCGACUGGAUCCAGGAUUUCUGUGACGAAUACCAAUGUAUCCCAUAUCUAUAUUCUUUGAAUGAGGUACCCAGUGAAGAUUACCUCACACCUUACUCCAGACGAGGCCACGAAGCAAGUGCUUACCUUACCUAUAUCAUCGACAACUAUUAUCGCCUCGCACCUUAUACGAUCUUCAUUCACGGUCGGGAAGAACAUUGGCAUAAUGAUAUUGCAGGGCCAAGGACUCGUGAUGUGCUCGUCAAUCUUCGCUACGAGCCAGUGAGCAUCAAUGGCUACGUAAACUUGAGAUGCGCGAGCCGGCCCGGGUGUCCAAGCACGAUGUUCCAGGCUUUCCCUGUAGAGAUUGACGAGGACUAUCAGUACUUGGUUGAUCAGCUUCCUCAAAUCCUAUGGGAGCUUCUGAGAAUCCCUCCCAGUGAAACUCCGGACGACAUCGGCCAUCAGUGCUGUGCUCAAUUCGCUGUCAGCCGCGAACGAAUUCAGGAAAGACCCUUGGAGGACUAUAUCCGCAUCAUGAAUUGGAUUGGCGGAACGGAUAUAACGGAUAAUUAUGGUCUCGGGUGGCUGAUUGAGAAGCUGUGGCAUAUGAUCUUUGGUAUGCCUGCUGUGCAGUAA